AUGAGCAUUGCCCGCAGCCUCCGGUCCUGUGCUUGCCUUGCGGAGGCACGGCAGCUCCACGCUCGAAUCAUCGGCAGUGGAAGCGGCUUCUUUCUCGUCAAUCUCUUGAUCCAGGCGUACGGCAGAUGUGGCAGCCCGGAAGAGGCAAGGAUGGUGUUGGACCACGAGAUCCAAGAGCCCAACAUCUUCUCGUUGAAUUUCAUGAUCCAGGCAUAUGCCCGGAAUGGGUAUACUGCGGAGGCCAUGGAUUUCUUUCACCAGAUGCCGCGGAGGGACGUGGUUACCUGGACGUCAAUGGUUGCGCUUUUUAUGCAUGCAAGGCACAAGCAAGAAGCUCAGACAUUCUUCUUAAAAAUGCCACAGCGGAAUGCAAUCACUUGGAAUGUGCUACUCGCAGCAAAUGCCCAGAAUGGAGAUGAGAGAUCUCUUGCAAAGGCUACCUUUGAUGCUAUGCCCGCUCGGACCAUCAUCUCUUGGAAUACAAUGCUACAGGCGGGGUUGGAUCCGUGCGCAGUGAGUGAUGUGUUUCACAAGAUGCCAGCGCGUGAUGGUGUUUCCUGGGACUUGGCAGCCUACCACAACCGGGAUGCCAAACACUGGUUUGACAACAACCCGGAGAAAUCCCAUGUCUCGUGGAACAUCCUCCAUGCACGAACGGAUGAUUUAGAGCACUGCAAACUUGUCUACGAGAGAAUGCCCGCACACGGGGUCCUGUCGUCCACUGCCAUGAUCCAAGAAUUCUCUUUGAAAGGGGAGAUCAGUAGAGCACAAAGUGUGUUUCAUUCGAUGCAUGCGCGCAGCCUCGUCACAUGGAACACGAUGAUCUCAGCGUACUCGCAAGCGUUUCAGGUACGUCAAGCACAAGAUCUGUUUGAUCGAGCUCCGCAGCGAGAUGUCAUCUCUUGGACUUCCAUGUUUCAGGCUCUUGCGACCUUCGGGAAACUUUCGGAUGCCAAGGCGGCAUUCGACGAUAUGCCGGAGAAGAAUGUAGUUUCCUGGACGGGGUUACUACUUCUAUACUCUCGUGCCGAGAGCCUCGACCGUUCCAAAGCAGCGUUUGAUCGAAUGCCCAGGCACGACCUUGCUGGAUGGAACGCCAUUAUAGCAGCGUAUGCUCGAAACGGGCAUCUCAAGGAAGCGAGGCAGCUCUUUGAAGAGCUGAUGCCGGAGAGAGGAACUUGGUCUUGCAGUUGCUUGAUCGAUGCCUACGCGCGGCACGGCCAGCUGCAAGACGCGAAGAAACUCUUUGAUGAUCCUUUGAACACCAGAGACGUUGCCUCGUGGAACUCCAUGAUGGAGGCGUAUGCCCUCGACGAGCACAGCACGGCGACCAUCCAGCUCUUCCGUGAGAUGCAGCUCGACGGUACCACCCCGGACGGCAUAUCGUUUACCACCAUUCUGGCGGCAUGCAGCCACCUUGGGCGUCCACAGGACGCGCAGCGCUACUUGGAGUCCAUGGCCGGUGACUAUGGACUAGAGCCGGAGCGAGAUCACUACAUCUGCGUUAUAGACAACCUGGGACGAGUGGGAAGGCUCGAACACGCCGAGGAGCUCGUUAGUUACAUGCCAUCUCUGGAGCUGGACGGUGGCCAUUUUGCCUGGAAAACAUUGCUAGGAGCUUGUAGGAACCAUGGCGAUCUGGGACGGGGAUGUUACGUGGCCAAGCACGCUCUAGAGCUGGAUCCGCAAUGGGCAUCGCUUUACUCUCUCCUAUCAAACAUUGUCGUUGAAUCAUUGAAUGCUCAAGAAUGA
This is a messenger RNA of Selaginella moellendorffii, 1752 nucleotides long. Its product is annotated as pentatricopeptide repeat-containing protein At4g02750-like. The coding region runs from base 1 to 1752 and encodes 583 amino acids. The transcript has a single exon. Gene Ontology annotation, molecular function: protein binding. The record is from RefSeq and is a predicted model, not a curated record. Lineage: Eukaryota; Viridiplantae; Streptophyta; Lycopodiopsida; Selaginellales; Selaginellaceae.